This is a messenger RNA of Durusdinium trenchii, 2166 nucleotides long. Lineage: Eukaryota; Dinophyceae; Suessiales; Symbiodiniaceae. The record is from the annotation of a GenBank genome assembly.
GCUGUUUAAUUUUGCAUGUGAGUGCUUUCGAUUCAUCCUGACACACAGCAGCUGGCUCGCUCGCAGCUGACGAAAGCCAUGUGGGGAUCAUGUUGUGCAGUUCCAAGCACCACCAACAAGGAUGUGGUGAUCCCUGUCAUCCAGAUUCAGAUGCUCGAUGACUCGAUGACUUCAUUGCGGGGGCCCCUCUCCGCCAAUGCCAUUGAGAAGGCCGAGGUGUACGCCGCACUGGGCAAGGGGUGCGCGCUGGAGAAGUACGCGCCUCCAAGGCUGUCCUCUUCCGCGACUGGUCUCUGGUGGCCAGGAGGUGCCCUACUCGCCACCCAUGUCCGGGCUCGACUCAGCGCUGACGACCGACAGAACUUCCGGAGGAGGAGGAGGAGCCUCUGGAGCCGCAGGAGAGACGACCGACUUCGACAAGAAGAAGAAGGCACGCUCCACCAUCGUGGAAGUCUUGGACGAUGCGGCGCCCAUCGUCCGCAACCGCAUCAACACCGUGAGGAGCACGCAUGGUGACAUCGAGACUCGCGUUUACACCGCCAAGCGGGGCUCAGCCAAGUCGCGGGGCUCGGCGCAGUCAGGCCGCGCCACCACGCAGUCAGGCCGCGCCACCACGCAGUCAGGCCGCGCCACCACGCAGUCCACCGCCACGGCCGGCACAGAUGGCACACCACCGGAACCACAACGAGGCAGUGCUCGCACCAGUGCCAUCACACAGGAAUCUGAAGGAGGGCGUGGAUCCACCCAGACGAAGCGCUCGUCCAUGCAAUCCCGCAAGUCGACUCAUUCCUCGGCCUCAGCGAUGAUUUUGCAAGGCAUGGGCUUGGAUUUGAGGCGGCGUGGCAGAGGUUCAGUCAUCUCUCAUCAUCAUGGACGCGUCCAUGAAGACUUUGACCUCUUAGAGUCCCUGGGCGUGGGCGGCUUCGGCGAGGUCUUCCGCGCCAAGCGCCGCAAGGACGGGAAGUUGUGUGCGAUCAAGUCGGUCGACAUAGAGAAGACCGACCCAGAGGUCUUUCAGCGUGAGCUGGAUCAGGCCCGGCAGCUGCGGCAUCCGAACAUCGUUCACCUGUUGACUGCGUACAAGGAUGAAGGCUCCUUUUGGCUGGUGAUGGAACUGUAUCCUGGUGGUGACCUGAUGGGAGAGGUCUUAGCGCACAACUUCAAGCGUGGGGAAAUGGGAGGCUAUCAAGUGGGCAUCCCGGACGACCGCCUGGCUCGCUAUGCCUGGCAAAUGUUUUCGGGCAUCGCCUAUUUGCACUACCACAAGAUCGUCCAUCGGGACAUCAAGGCUGAGAACUACAUGCGAACCUCGGCAGACGAAGACGAAGCGGCUUUGGUGCUGAUUGACCUCGGCGUCUCGGCGAACCUGAAGACGACACCGGUCCUCGAGGAGGCGGUGGGGACGUUGACCACCAUGGCACACGAACUCUUCUUGGGAGAGUACGAUGAGAAGUGCGAUAUGUGGAGCAUUGGAAUCACGCUCUACAUGUGCGCAGUUUGUAUGGAGCCAUGGAACAAAGGCAAUCAGCACAUGUCAGAGGAUGAGAUGCAAGACUGUUUGGAGGAUCCGGAGUGGACUGUACCCUACGAUGAAAGGAGGUGGAAACUGAAGACUCCAGAAGUGUUGGAACUGGUGCAGCAGCUACUCCAGAGAGAGCCGGAGAAGAGACCUCGAGCACGGGAGGUGUUGGCCUCCAACGCCUGGGUCAAGUCUGGCAACGAUGAUGGUGCAAGCUGUUGCUUUGGCUGAGCUGCUCGUGCCACACUCGUGCCCGGCGCGGGUAGCGCGAGGGACGGCUGCCGUCUUCGGCUGCCUGACGGAAGAAGCAUCGAUGUCAGCAUUCCGCGCAUGUUGAUGAAUUGAGAAGCAUCCAUGGUGACAAGCCGAGCACGUUGGCUGUCCGCUUGGGAUACGGCAACCCAUUGAAGAAUGUUGACGGACUCCCACCAUGGCAUACUGCGCUUUUCCUUGCGCUUGGCACCGAUGCUGGAUCAAGCAGACAUUUGGUUUGCUUGAGCCAAAGUCGAAAUCUUCUGUUUACCCUGGACACACGCCUGCUGCUCAAAAGGGUAGUACAUUUGCGUGGUGCUGCGUGAUAUAUCUCAUGUCCCCUCGGCAAAGUCGGUUCAUGGGGUCGCCGGGUGCAGCGUCCGAGGAUCCGACGA